GUGCCGGCUCAUUUUCGUUCCAACUGGGCAUCAUAUCAGGUGGAAGCUUUGGUGCUGCUCGUUUUGGCAAUUUACAUGCUGAAUUAUGCAGUGGGUCGUGCCAAGAAUCAGAGCAUUGCGAACAAAUGGUUUAUGGAUGUUACGCCGCUUCUCGAGGAGCAGUUUACGCUUGUCGGAGACGAUGGCACAUCCGAGAAUUGUCGAGAGGGCCAUAUGCAUAAAGAAACAGACUCUGUCUACACGAUCUGGUGCUCUGGUCGACUUGGCUGCCAGGGAAUGUUAAUUACGCUGAAACUGCGCAAGCGCCAAGAUCUUAUCAAUGUUAUCAUGAAUCUCGUCCGCCCUAAACAAGAUAAGGUUGUUAUCCGGAUUAAUGUGGAUAGCAAUGAAAUGGACUCAUUUGUUUUUGCGGUGGGACAACGCAAAUCGGUGGUC
This is a messenger RNA of Gongylonema pulchrum, 435 nucleotides long. The record is from the annotation of a GenBank genome assembly. NCBI's taxonomy places the organism in Eukaryota, Metazoa, Nematoda, Chromadorea, Rhabditida, Gongylonematidae.